UUUUAUGUCAAAUAGUUGUCAAAGUUGUAAACCUAUUUAUUUUUAAAAUGAAUUCAACAUCGAAUAAUUCUAUAGCAUCUGGUUCAGAUCCCGUUAUAACAAAAUCCGAAGAAUUUACUAACGGUGAAAGAGAAAAUGAUGAAAAAUAUCAACCAACAACGUUAACAGAAGCAGAAAUUGCAGCCGAAAUAUGUCAUAUCGCUGGUAAUCCAACAUUUUGUAAAGUUGUUAAAGCUGCUUUAAAAAUGGAAAAUCAAUCAGAGAUUACCAAAAAGAGUUUUGCUGAUUUAAUGUCUCUUCCUACCAGAGAGUAUCUAGAUCUAACAGUGGUACCUAUUUUAACGAGUGCUCUUGUUUAUCUAGGAAAAGAAAGACCUGUUAAUCCGAUCAUCGCCCUGGCUUCAUUUUUAAUUAAAAAUAAAACAGAAUAUGAAUCGACUUACGAUCCAGGGCAGGCAACUCUGCUAUCUAAUGUGACUUCUUCAAGGGAUUUGCUUAUUACUAAAUAAAAAACUAUUUAGGUGGUCGGAAAAAAAUCUAGUUUAGUAUUUUUAAAGUUUUUUUAAAAUAUUUUUUUAAAUUCUAC
Diabrotica balteata is the source of this 586-nucleotide messenger RNA. NCBI's taxonomy places the organism in Eukaryota, Metazoa, Arthropoda, Insecta, Coleoptera, Chrysomelidae. The record is from the annotation of a GenBank genome assembly.